UCUUCAUACGGUCGCUUCUCUGGACGGCGGUCAUGCGAAGCGUUGACGUGCAUGCUCAGUCAUUGAACGCAUAUAAAGGUGCGGGUUGACCCUCGCGCAACAUCCUCGCGCUGGCUGUUGCAUCCUCUCGAGGGACCAUCGGCUCUCUUUACACGCGCCGCCGUCCAUCCGCAAUCCCGCUAAUGCAACUCUUUCCUCUGCGUGCUUCGACGUGUUACGUUGUGUUCGGCAGCACAUAGGCUGAGGGAGACCACAGGACGUGAUGAUGUGACACAUCUUCCUUCACAUCAGCUCGCUUUGCAGUGGACGGUGCGUUUUUGCCAACGAAGCAAAGCGUUCCUUCACGUGAACAGAUGCGUUAACCGAGGACUGUUAGGUGGGAACGACAGCCUGCAUGCGGCUUUCCACAUUUUUCAGAGGUGGAACCGGGUUCUGAGUAUCCAGAAACUGUUGUAGAGUACAGCCGAGUGCUUUCAACCCAUGAUCUGCACAUCAGAAGAAGCAGCAGUCCAAGCUCUCUGUGGUCUCGUCUCUCCUCUGCUCUCUUCUAAUGGUUUGAUGGAGAUCUGGUCGGAUGACAGCUGGAACUGUUGUCAUAACCGGAGGAAUUCUUGCAACAGUGAUACUUCUUUCUAUCAUUGCAGUGCUUUGUUACUGUAGACUCCAGUAUUAUUGCUGUAAGAGGAAUGAUUCUGAAGGGGAGGCGGGUUCGGUCGGAGAUCCUCAGCCACAGUUUGCCUGCAACGCAUGCAGCGCACCCGGGGUGGACGGGGUGGCCGUCACGCCUCUUUCCCUGCCCUACGACCCCACUAAAUCGCACAACUACUGCCCCACCUGUUCGCCCUACUACCCCCGGGGCAUGGAUGAGAUGCGUAACGGCGGCGAACGCUUAUCCUACAUGCCCGCUCAUUACGAGAAUCACGGCGCCACCGCCCUCGGUCUGGCCGCCAUGUACGGUCCCGUGCUGAGCCAAUGCAUUACGCCGGACUUUUACACCAACACACGAGCCAUCAGCACUGACGUCUGACCCUCACAGACAUGGAAGUGGACCGAGGGACAGGUAUCACACCAUGGAUCAGGUAUCAACCGACCAUCUGAGCACCCGGGGCCGCAUCAUCUCCAUGGAGCCGAACGGGUAAAAGACCUAAGGGAUGGCAUUUUAGUCUUACACACAGUUCUGAUCUACAUGUAUGAGGUCAACUCCUGUCGUCCAUUCCAUUCAUUAGUUUAAGUGAUGUGUCGUCUCCUGCACACAUUGAGGGCUAUUUGUUGUAUGAGGGCUAAGUGUUUGGAGUUUUUCAUUUUUAUCUUAAGGGUUGAACGCAAGAGCUUUUCAGAUGAAAUCGAACAAAUUGAAUGAAGUCCGUCGCUGUCAUCAAUAAUGGCAAAGAAGGCAAGUAUUCCACUGAACCGGUUGACUUUAAAGAUGUAUUUAACAGUGUUUUGAUCUGAAUAUCCUCUAUUACAGUAUAUGAUUAACCCUUAACACUUGAUUCUUAUUUGUCCUUUAAGUGCUGAAUAUUAUCGUAGUCUUUCACUGUUCACAAGAAGUUGAAGUAUUAUGUUGUUGAGGGGUUACCCCAUGCUGACAUACGUAUUAGGAUCUUUCAAUUCUAUUUGAGAUAUACAUUGAAGUGCUGUUACUGACAUCACAAGUAUCAUAGGAUAUAAUUUACAGUGCAAUCGGCUUUAUAACUUUUUCAAAGAACUUCUUUCAGUCAAUGACAGGAAGAUGAUGAUCACACUGAAAACAAAAUGUAAUUCCUGUCCGUCCAUGUAUAUGUAAUAUUACGGCAUAAUUAUAAAACUUAUUUAACUUAUUUGUAUUUGUGCUCGCAGAUGUGUUUAUGCAAUCUGUUUUGUUUUAAUAAUCACAGUUUUAUGAAUUGUGACGUCUAUAUCCACACUGUUUGAAGAAGCACUCUUUGUUAGUUUUAAAUCACUGGCACUUCUGUUUUACAUGUGAAUACAUUUUUGCAAACGUGAGGAACUGUACGAGUCUGUGGUUUAAGACAUUGAGAAAUAAACAUUAGUCCACGUAUUUCACAGAAUGGCUUGGAAUAAAACUGAAGCAUUUCUAAAUGCCUGUAGACUUUUAUAUAAUCGGUCAAUUGUGAUCAGAAUAAUAAGCCAUUUCACCUCUAUACAAAUACAUGUAUAUAAAGAUUAUUUCAAUGAUUGACACGUUUCCUGUCACCCUUAUUUUUGAGUCUUUCCCUUUACAAUAAUAUUGCAUUUGUUUACAUUCAUAAAUGUGUUGACUAGCAUGAAGCAUUUAUUAAUACUUGUUA
Messenger RNA from Triplophysa dalaica, 2291 nucleotides. RefSeq names its product family with sequence similarity 163 member Aa (gene fam163aa). The coding region runs from base 575 to 1027 and encodes 150 amino acids. NCBI's taxonomy places the organism in Eukaryota, Metazoa, Chordata, Actinopteri, Cypriniformes, Nemacheilidae. The transcript has 4 exons. The record is from RefSeq and is a predicted model, not a curated record.